GCGCCGGGCGGGGCUCGGGCUGGGCCGGAGCUGAGCGGAGCAGCGGGGACUGGGACCUGUUUCCCGCAGCAGCGGGGCUGGGGUCCCGCAGCCCCGCGCUGCCGCUCUCCUUCUCCAGCGGGAGCGGAGAUGCUGCUUGCCCGCAGCCGCCUGGGGCUGCUGCUCCUCGGGGCGCUCCUCUCUGUCCUCCUGUACCUCUGGCUCCCGGCCUCCCGGCGCUCCCGGCCUGACGAGGGGAAGCGGGGCUGGCGGGUGGCCAACGGCACCGUGCGCACGGGAAUGGCUGCGGGAGAGGCCCCCGUGUUCUACAGGGAGGUUCCCGCAGCAGCUGUGGGCCCCGGGAGGCCCGAUGUCCUGUUCCUGCACGGCCAGGCGUUCACCUCCAAGACGUGGGAGGCCUUGGGCACGCUAGCACUGCUCGCUGGAGAAGGCUACCGUGCGGUCGCAAUAGAUCUGCCUGGCUAUGGAGAUUCGCCCCCAGUGGACACGGUGGUGACAGCACAGGGACGGAGGACCUUCCUGGACCAUGUCCUCCAGGAACUGGCCAUGAAGAGACCUGUUCUCGUCAGCCCCUCCAUGAGCGGCCGCUUUGCCCUGCCCUUCCUCCUGGCACACGGGGACCAGCUGGCUGGCUUUGUGCCCAUCGCACCUGUGGGCACCAAGGACUACACUGCUGAGCAGUACCGGGGAGUCCAGACGCCCACCCUGAUCCUGUACGGUGACCGUGACACAAGGCUGGCUCCCCAGGCCCUGCAGAACCUCCAGCACCUCCCUGAGCACCGUGUGGCCGUGCUGUCUGGUGCUGGCCAUGCCUGCUACCUGGACAAGCCAGAGGACUUCCACGAGGCCCUGCUGGGUUUCCUGAGCCAGCUGAAGUGAGCACUGCCUCCUCCCUGCCAAGCAGAUGGGAUGGGGCGUCCGAGGGACUGGGAGGCACAAACAGCUGGCAUGAGGGAUGCUGUUCCCUCCUGGCAUAUUCCCAGCAUGGAGGGGGGACGACUGGAGCUGUCCUUUGCUGGCAGGACAGGGUGUCGUCUGUCAUGAGGCCAAUAAACUGAUGCUGCUCUGG
Catharus ustulatus (Swainson's thrush) is the source of this 1069-nucleotide messenger RNA. It is a transcript of the gene ABHD14A, whose product is annotated as abhydrolase domain containing 14A. Bases 130 to 879 code for a protein of 249 amino acids. The transcript is spliced from 4 exons. Gene Ontology annotation, cellular component: cytoplasm. The record is from RefSeq and is a predicted model, not a curated record. NCBI's taxonomy places the organism in Eukaryota, Metazoa, Chordata, Aves, Passeriformes, Turdidae.